UACGUUCAUAUUUCGUUUUUUCGUCAGGGUGGGUGUGCGCAAAAAUUGGUCGGCAAGCAAUUCAAAAGUAAGAGCAACCGGAGCGAACAAAAAAGGGAAUAACUUACUAAAAUCUCUGAAAGAAAAAUAAAAAGACUAACGGGCUCGGCAAGCUGUGUUUAUUUCGACAAGUAAUUAUAUACUUGGAGUGCAAGCAAAGGCGAAGGAAGUGGAAGGACAAGCAACGAAAUCGUGCUCUUAUCCGUUCCUGUACUGUGUCUCUCUUUCGCUGGGAGAGUGUGUGUAUUGGUGUGAGUGUAGAAAUCUGCAAGAACAGCAACGCCAAUAAAAGUGGAAUCGAGAAAAAAAACGCAGUGGCGCGUGAAUCACGAGCAAUCUGAAUCAUCUCUCUACAAAAAUACCUGUUUCUGUUGGCGCAUCAUUUAUACCAAUUAAAUCCUAAAGGAUGGAACACCACGAGGACAACGCGCAGUUGGACAACUACUUGCAGAACCGCCUGGCCGAAAGUCUGCAAAUUUGCGGAGGCGCCGGCGAGCAUAAUCCUCAUCUGGCAGACGCUACUGGGGGGAACGGCUGCGCUCCUGGCAUUGCGCCCUCAAAGUCGGACGAAGUCGACGGGGAAGAAGACGAGGAGUGGAAGUACAUACACGAGGUGCGGCAGAGUGAAAAGCUUCAACAGGAAAAGCUUCCACUGACAAAGGAAACCGGCAAUGGCUUCGGGCCCGGACGGGACUCAGAUAAUCAAGUUCACGGAAACGGAGCUGCCGCUGUCUUCAAUCUGUACGAAGAGGACGUGGAAGUGAUCAAGAACGAUGGUGACUUCUCGACAAAUUCUAACACCACUACUUCAACGGACGAGGUAGUUGCCAGGCAGGCCCAGGAGCCAAACCAGUUGCCGGAGCAGCUUCAACAGCAGCAGCAGAUAGAAUCACAAGGUGUUCACGAGGAUCCCCGUCAGGAAGAUGAGGAUGAGCACAGCUCCGUGGCCACUACUUAUGGAACAAGCAGUCUCAGUGAGAACAACUCCUCGCCUUUAGAUCAGGAGGAGGUCGUUAUGGUGGCCCAAACGGUUGGUCAAGAGCAGUUAGUGGACUUCGACAACAAGGAAAACUCCUAUUUUGUUAAAAACCUGGAAGAAAACCACUCGCAGCUAAACCCCAAUGCUGUGGCCUUUGUGCCUGGCGUUGGCUCACAAUCAUCCUCUCCCCUUCCUGCUGCUGAAGAUCCACUACCUGGUGUUCAGCCCCGCCCAUUUCUACCGGGAGGGACCCUUGACGAUUUGGUGGCGGAAAGUCCGCGGAAAGAAUUCGCCCGAAUCAACAUGGAUGGUAUUGCCGUGCCCGACGAGCGGGAAUUUGACAUUGAAGCGGAUAUGCGACCCCACGAGUUGGAGCAGGAAUCGGACACUUUUGGGGCAGGACACCUGGAGAUGCAGUUGUUGAACGGUAUAGGAACCGCUGACCAAGCAGCCUUAAGGGAUGUUCUGGAUCACGGUCCAGAGACAAGUGUCGAUAUGGAGUUGCCACUAGAUCAGGUGCCCAACGACGCCGACAUCAUGAAACAAUCGAUUUAUGCCGAGCACAACUCCUCCAUUGAAGAUAUCUUAAAUUCCGUGCAACCUUUGCCAAUUCAGACUUGUGACGAUAAGGAACUAAUUCAUGUGGAAGAGAAAGAACAUGUCUCGAAGUCGCCUUCUACAGAGGAGCUCCAGUUUCAGUCCGACUUCCCAAACAAUCAGGAAUCGCACACAUUAUUCAAUAACACUGAGCAGGAUCCAAUGCAGGCUUCAUUUUAUUUGGAACAUACCUCUCAAAAGGCUCAAGAGGGCUGCCAGGAGCAAAUGCAGCUUCCCGCUGAGUGCUCUGAUAUUUUUGCCGACCAGAGUUUAUUGCUAGACACCAGUGCACCCCAGUUGAGCUCCGAAGCAGACUCGCCUGUGGCGAAAUUGGAGCUGGAAUCCCAGCAAGCUGGCAUUGUAGACAUCACACCUUCGCCCCUUUCUUCCACUGCAGAGAAACAUCUGGUUGAAGACACCAAGGAGCUAGUUGAGGAGUACACGUUGGAUCCGGAAUCCCAUUUCUUUGGGGUUGUUUCAUCUCAAGCUCCUCUACAGAACGACGAGGAAAAUGCUGUUUUUGAAUCAGUUUCUGGUUAUGAAACUCAAAACUUUGAUGAAAUAUCAUCUCCACCGGAAGGUAUUAAUCCGUUUGCCCAGCCCUUCACGCCCGCCCACCUGGUGAUAGAGCAGGCGAAUACAAUGAUGGAGGAUGUGGGAGGUAUGCCUAUACCAGCUUCCGAGGACUUUGCUAUAUGUGAUAAAGUUGCUAAUGAGAUACCGCUUUCUUCGGCUUCAAAGGAGAAACUGUUGCCUGAUACUACAGAUGAGCAACUGCUGACUUCUGCUUUGGAGGAGAAACUGCGCUCUGUUGCUCCAGAGGAGUCAGUGUCAACUGCUGCCGAUGGGCAGUCAAUUUCUCAGUUUGAUGAAUAUGUUAUCGCAAGUAAUAAACCUUUGGAAGAUAUUUUAGAACCGGAAAAAGAUGUCGAAGUUGCGAAAAGUUUGUCUGAAAAAACUUCUGUUGCUACAGUGGCUGGAGGUGCUGUGGUUGGUGCUACCAAAACCCACUCAGCCACCAAAGCAGGAUCUACAGCAGCUAGUGCAAAAUCGAAAACAGAAACCCUUGUAAUGAAGAAGACUACAGCGAGUUCUACUUCUGUUUACGGGGCAAACAAGUCGGCCGCUCCACGUCCAAGUACCGCCCGCCUUGGAAUCAAAAGUACCAGUAUAGCUACAAAAACUUCGACUACAUCUUCACUAACUGGAAAUCCCCGAAAGUCACUAAGCAGUAAUGUAGGAUCAACAGUUAAACCACCAACCAAGUUAAGCGGCACACGACCAGCUACAGCUCCAGUGAGCAAGGUAACUUUAGGGGCCAAGACCAUAACUAACAAGCCGACUGCAAGUGGUACUGCAUCUGAUAAUGUAACCAGGACAACACUUCGCCCUUUGGUCAGUACCAACGCUCGCAGACCAGCAACAAGUGGAACAGGAUCUGUAGCCUCCUCAACUGCUCGACGACCAGUUACAAAUGCAAAAGGAUCUGCUCCUGGCAGCGCUGCUUCAACAAAAGUUCGCCCUGCGGCCACAAUGACAGCCCCAGUCAAGCCUAAAGUUUUGUCGCCGCGCAGCACCAUUUCCUCCACCACCACUGUGCGAAAGGUGCCUAGCACAAGUACCCCUUCAUUUUCUACUCGUAGCCCUAACAAGCAGCAAUCCAAUGGAUUGGGCAAGAAUACCAGCUCUACCACCACUUCCACUGCUACCGCAACUAUCACAAAAUCUUUCACAGCUCGCUCAGCUCCAAAGUUUACGCAUUCAGCUAGCUUAACCUAUAACAAUGGGAGUACAUCUCGUCGUUUGCUGGUUCCUGGAAGCUCCUCUACUACAACUACGUCCUCUCUUAGGAAGUCAUCACCAUUAAAGGCAGCACCAGGCAAAGCUGCUUCCAAGCCAUUGACACCGCAAUCCAAAGAUGGCACGGCUAAGUCAUCGCCGGCUGUAUUAAAAGCUCGGAAUUCUACUUUGAUGGGCGGGGAAGGGGUAGCACCAUCAAAUGAAUGUGUCCCAACACCUAAUGGUCAGAUCAAUGCGGAAGAAGUGGUCAAGCUUAAGGGAAAGGGCCUAGCAGAAGAGGUUAAGAUUAUUGAAGAGCAAAAGCUUCACGAACAAGAUGUCCCUGCCCAUAAUGCUGAAGUGCCCCUUUUGGAUUUUUAAUAUGUAUCCUAAAUUCCAGAUCACACAAACCUAAAAUUACUUUAUUAAUACUGAAAACAUAUUGAGAAAAAGUGUUUAAAACGAACAGAAAAAAAUUUCGAAGACGUAAUAAGAAAAACGAUGAAUACAAUAGCAUCCUGGUAACCAAAUUAGGAAUUUUUGCUUAUUGAACUUAUUUAUAUACGAUUAUACCCUCGAUUUCUUGCUACAUAUUAUUAAAUCAUUUUAUUUCAAAAAAUAAUGAACUACUGUAAUGAACGCAGAGCGAAUAAAUGUUUGUGCUAUUUUGUAACGAAAACGAAAGAUAAAUGUCACCAAGUGUUCUGUUAUUUAAAAAUUAAAUAUUUACUUUUGAAAUGCUUUAAAAAAAAUUUUUGCUCACGUUCUUAAAUUCUUAAAUUAAAUUUCGUACAACUUUUAAACUUUUAACAGCAGAAAACUUCGAAAACGUUAAAAGAAAAAUGAAGAAUACAGUAGCAUCCUCUUGCUUACCAAAUUAGGAUUUUCUGCUCAUUGAACUUAUUUAUAUAAUCUUUUACUUUAUACCAUAGUGAACUAAUGUUUGUGCUACUUUGUAACCAAAUCGAAAGAUCAAUGUCACCAUGUUCUCCGUUAUUUAAAAAUAUAACAAUUACAUUUAAAAUGUUUUUAAUACAUUUUUUGAUCACAUUCGAAAUUUCAUUAAAUUGCGUCAAACAUUUACAAAUUGUCCUUUAUCAAAAAGAAUUAUGUAUUGAAUAGGAAUUGUGGCACAUGCCAAAAGAAAACAAAAACACAUGAAUAAAAGCAAGAAAAAGAAAGAAAUGAAAAUUCAAGUUAAGCUAUCGGCGUCUUAAGGUGAAUAUACCGAAAACCAAAACGAAUUAAAACUAAUCCAACGAAAACCAAGGUUAUUUAACCAGCGAAACUUGUAGACUGCUUCUUCAAAAAAAUGUCUAUACAUUGGCCGAAUUUUAUGUGGUUUUAUUGUACUACCAAGCACCUUUAUUUUAUUAUUUAACAAAUCUGUAAACAUAUUAUAUUUCAAUGGAUUUAUAAAUUUAAUAAUGUGGAAAUUGAGCAGCACUAUAAACAUGUUCAGUACUAAUAUUAAACGAGGAAAAGCUUUUACCCAGUGUUUUCUUAUAAUUUUAAAACGUUUUCCAUUUCAUAUUUUAUUUCGUUUGACUUAUAUUUUUUUGUGACUCAGUUAAAAAUGUAUUAUUAUUUAUAAUUUGUUGUUUAUGCCACAUGGAUCAAAAAACUGAAUGUAUCUCCAGCACACUUAUACGCUCUUUAUUUGUCUGUUUAAUACAAUACUACAAUUAUAUAAAAAUAACAAGAAAUAUUUUAAAAAUCUUUCAGUUGUUUUAUUUUUGUAUUCUUUUAUCCUUUGUGUAGGCAUAAUUUUAUAAGCUUUGUGAAAGAUAGUGUCACCUACUUCAAUUCGUCAUGAAAGAAAAAGCUCUCGUGAAAGUAUAUCUAAAAAAAGUAAUAUUCUAGGGCUUAUAAUUUGCCUAUACAACGUAUAUGAGUUAUGCACGGCUUAAACGAACUCUGAGAUAUAUAAGUUGUCAAGUUUAAAUAGUAAGCUUGUUUGCAUUAUGUAUUUUCAGAAGUCCCACACAGUGCCCUUCACUUUAAUUUGCCUUAUUAGUGAUUUUCUGCCUAAGCUAUAUUACGAUAGCGAUAUUAUAUUUCUUAUAAAACAAGGUCAAAAGCAACAUGAGACAGAGACUUACAUAUAACACACAAAAACUUGUCAGUAAGCCAAACGCGUCACGAGCACAGUUUUUUGUAGCUUGAACGAACUAUAUAUAAACAGAGUGAUUGGGAAAUUCCUAAUCGAAAGGGUUUUUUUUAGGUUGGCUAAACUCCCUAUACGUUGCUUUUAUCCAAGUGAUGAUUUUUUAUACAUAUUUACACAUAAAAAGGAUAAACUAAUUUUUUGAACCAACAAUUACUGAAAUUUAAAGUACUAAUCUAAAUGGCAUUUACAAAAAAUAUAAACAUACAUACAAACAUUUACAAGUUUAUACAUAUGUUAGCCAACCAUAUUAGAUU
Messenger RNA from Drosophila melanogaster (fruit fly), 5818 nucleotides. It is a transcript of the gene Map205, whose product is annotated as Microtubule-associated protein 205. The transcript has 3 exons. The coding region runs from base 446 to 3775 and encodes 1109 amino acids. The record is from RefSeq and is marked reviewed. Gene Ontology annotation, cellular component: cytoskeleton; spindle. Lineage: Eukaryota; Metazoa; Arthropoda; Insecta; Diptera; Drosophilidae.